Messenger RNA from Oryzias melastigma (Indian medaka), 563 nucleotides. RefSeq names its product ribosomal protein L31 (gene rpl31). The coding region runs from base 140 to 514 and encodes 124 amino acids. NCBI's taxonomy places the organism in Eukaryota, Metazoa, Chordata, Actinopteri, Beloniformes, Adrianichthyidae. Gene Ontology annotation, biological process: cytoplasmic translation. The record is from RefSeq and is a predicted model, not a curated record. Gene Ontology annotation, molecular function: structural constituent of ribosome. Gene Ontology annotation, cellular component: cytosolic large ribosomal subunit; ribosome. The transcript has 5 exons.
UUCUUUUGCUCAAAUUCACACGCGGAACCUUUAUCAUUGUGUAUUUCCGGUAAGUAAAUGUUAACGGAACAAUUUCCUUUACCCACGAUCCUUUGCGUUGAGUCCGUCCUUCCGACUUCCGCCUCAGCCAAGAGCCGAGAUGGCCCCGACUAAGAAAGGAGAGAAAAAGAAGGGGCGUUCAGCCAUCAACGAGGUGGUGACCAGAGAGUACACCAUCAACAUCCACAAGCGCAUCCAUGGAGUGAGCUUUAAGAGGAGAGCUCCUCGUGCGAUCAACGAGAUCCGUAAGUUCGCCAUGAAGGAGAUGGGAACCCCCGACGUCCGCAUCGACACUCGUCUCAACAAGGCCGUGUGGAGCAAAGGUGUCAGGAACGUACCGUACAGGAUGCGCGUGCGGCUUUCCAGGAAGCGUAACGAGGACGAAGACUCCCCCAACAAACUGUACACCCUGGUCACAUACGUUCCAGUCACCACAUGCAAAGGUCUGCAGACAGUCAACGUUGAUGAAAACUAAACCUGUCACAAUAAAUUUAUUCAUGAUCAGAAUAAAUGUAUAAAAAUGU